Molecule: messenger RNA, 6688 nt
Organism: Cuculus canorus (common cuckoo)
Lineage: Eukaryota; Metazoa; Chordata; Aves; Cuculiformes; Cuculidae
Gene: DLEC1
Product: DLEC1 cilia and flagella associated protein
Exons: 37
Coding region: 339-5246 (1635 amino acids)
Biological process (GO): negative regulation of cell population proliferation
Source: RefSeq, a predicted model, not a curated record
AAUACACGGGAUGCACAAUUAGCAGUGAGGCAACUGCCGGCAGCUGCCCUGGUAGAAGGAACAAGUUUUCCUACAGUCACACGCCAGUGGGUUUUUAUGCAUCAUUUCCCGAGCCUGGAGGAGUUCCAAAUACUGUUUGUGGCUCCCGAUCAGUGCCUGGGGCUUGUCAGCUUUGCCUGCCCACAAACGCCUGGAUCCCAGAGCGCUUCACUCCACCCUUUCUCUUCUGUGCACAGCUGCUCCGUGCUGUUCCCACUGACAUGCAGUGAAGAGCAAGGGAAUAUCACCUUUUAGCCAGGGCAGAUGUAGCCCAAAAGCUGUUCGGAAACUAUGUUUUAAUGCUCCUCUUUUUCCACCUAGAGAAGAGCAUUUUCCUAAGAUUCUGGAAAGCGUCUUUUCUGCCACCGAUUUCCUGCAUGACUUGGCUUUGUGCUGAGUAUGAGCAACGACUGACAGAAGCUGACAAAGUAGAAGAGAACAUCAUCCAGGCCCAGGAUCAAGCAAAAGCUGAAGAAGAAAGGGCCCUGAACAUGCUGAAGGCAGAUGCAGGAGAAGAUUUCCACAAAAUAGGAUUGCCACCAGUGGCAUCCUCUUUUAGGUGGAUGGUGGAUAAUGAACUCCUUAGAAAAAAUCACUUAACCUGCCCUGAUGAUUACAUUAGUGAUAAAUUACCUCUUGCAAAAGCACCAAAAGGAAAGUCAGAGCCUGGCUACAUGAAAAAGACGUUUAGUUUUAAACAGCGUGUUGCUUCAGACUUGUGCAACCAGAUACCUGCUGAUAUUGUACACCUACAGACAAUGUCUGUUAGUGUGCCAAAUAUGUUUUUAUCCACAUUAACUCUGCCUUCCGCUCCAGACUCUGGCCACCAGACUAAAAAGGCAAGUCAGAAGCUAGACUCGAAAGACAGUAAGUGCAAAGCAGAGGAAGAAAGUGAGCUGACUUACCUUGUCAAACUUAAGAAAAAACAGAAUUACUUGAAGAACCCUCGCUUUUUCCCACUAAAUGCUCUUCAUGGAGGCAAAUCACUUGUUCUUUCUCAAGAAAAAGUCGAAGAAACCAUAGCCAGAAGAAAAGCAGAAGAUAACAAAGGAGAUACUUCAUUUGUUCCUGUGUUUCUUGCCAAGCCAGCUACUGUUUUGUUUUCUGAUUAUGAAGUUGGCCAGGUUUAUGAGAAGAAUAUAGAGCUGCAGAACAUCACUUCAACAUGUCACCACGUAAGACUUAUCCCCCCUUCAACUUCAGUGUUUGCCAUUGGGCCAGGAAAAUUUCCAGGAAAGGGAGGAAUGAUUGCUCCUGGGAUGGCAUGCCAGUAUACAGUCCAAUUUAUUCCUGAAUAUCUAGGAGAUUAUGAAGACUGCAUAGUAGUGGAGACUCAAAUAUCAGAACCUCUUCUCAUCCCAAUCCAAGCUAAGAGACCACCUCCAGUGUUAACAUUGCCUCACAUUAUAGACUGCGGUUCCUGCCUUGUUGGAGGAACAAAAGUAAUGACAGUUUUGUGCAGAAAUGAGGGAUUUAGCACUGGGAAGUUCUGUAUAAUGCCACAGAAAGCCUGGCCACCUCCUAAUUUCAAGGCUGUUGCCACUCCUGGUUUUGUGAUACAAGACCCUUUUGGGAUCCAGCCUGCUGUUUUUGAGCUCACUCCAGGGCAGAGCACAACUGUAGAGUUGGUGUUUUUCCCUUCUUCUCCAGAAGUCUCACAACAAACAUACACCAUUGUUUGUGACAAUUGCCAAGUCAGUGAUGUUACAGUCACAGGGCUUGGACAGCUGAUAGCUCUGGAGCUUUUGUUCGUCACGGGUGGAGAAAGCAAAUACGAACCUGGUGAAGUUACAGAUGUAACAGCACAGCAUCUCAUACGAUUUGACCCCCAAAACCCACACACCACUGAGGAGAAGAUGUUGGUUAUAAGAAACUCUGCCCAUGUAGAACUCCCUUUCUACUGGCAGAUAGUAAAGCCUAAUCUGAAACCAUUAAUAUCAGAAGAAACGGCAGACUUCACGAAACUCAAAUACAGUCAAGGCACAGAGUCAGCCUUCUCCCUAAAUCCUGAGCAAGGAGUUUUGCUUCCUCAUGCUGGUCAUGCGUUUAUUCUCACUUACACUCCACAGGAGCUGAAGAGUUAUCACAGUGUGAUUCAAAUGGUACUGAGGGACAUCCCAGCACCACCUUGUUUAGUAAGAGAUGGGAUGCUUCAAAACAUUCGAGAAUACAAAGCAGAGGAUGUAAUAGCACUGGAAAUAGAGGUUAAAGGAUCAACAGAACCAUAUCAGCUUCUUCUGGAACCAUAUGCAAUUAUCAUCCCCGGAGAAAACUUCAUUGGUGUAAAUGUCAGAAAAACAUUUAAGAUGUGGAAUAACAGCAAAUCAUUGAUCAAGUACACUUGGGAGAAAAUAGUUUCUUGUGACAUCAUGGAAGUUGAACCUCAUACUGGCGUCAUAGAUGCAAAUGAAUUCUGUGAAUUUGAACUGCUAAUUACUGGAAGCAAACCUGGGUGCAUCAGCCGUAACUUGCAGUGUAAAAUUGAACACUGUCCACAGCCAGUUAUACUGCACGUUGAGGUUGCUUUUAAGGGUCCACUUCUUUGUAUUGAUGUUCCCUCGCUCCAGUUUGGUUUGAUUAAGCAGGGUGAGAGUGUGUUGAGUACCUUUGAGAUUAAAAAUCUGUGUCAGCUGCCAGCACAAUGGAGAAUGCAAGAAAGCCGUGUCUGUCUAGCUGAGAGGAAUGAAGAGGUAUCUCCCUUUACUAUUCAACCAUCUUCUGGAAAAAUACCUCCAUUGGGUGCAUGCACUGUGUCGGUUCGGUUCACUUCAUUGCUGUGCCUGCGCCUCCAGACAGUAUUAGACCUAGAGGUAGAAAAUGGAGAAGGAAGUCAUCUUCCUGUUUUUGUUGAAGUUCAGACCCCCCAAGCGUGCCUGAUAUCCAGUCAUCUAGUAUUCACUGAAAUUUAUACUGGAGUUCCUGCCAAAGCAACCAGCAAACUUUUUAACCAGACGCUGCUGCCAGCGAAGUAUUUAUGGGGAAAGCAGCUCAUUGGAAAUCAGGCACCUUUCUGUUCUGUCGCUGUCUCCCCAGCCAGUGGCACCUUAGGCCCAAAUGAAGAAAAGGAAUUCUGCAUAGAACUGUCAGCUAACAUCGUGGGGGAGCUGAAAGAACUUGCCCUUUCCUGUAGCAUAGAAGACAUGACUGAACCCCUCUUUCUGAGCAUUUCUGGAGAUGUGAAAGGACUACAUGUCACCUACUCAGUACCUUGUGACAGUGGAGUUGCCAGCGAUGAAAGACAAGUGUUACAAAGCCCGUGUGAUCUUCUUUUGGACUUCGGAUCUGAAGUUGCAUUCAAAGAUGUAGUAAAGCGUCAGCUAAUUCUUACCAAUCACACUGGAAUCAGUGCUCCAUUCAAACUAGAAGCUGAGUAUUUUACUGGCUAUUCACUUACUCCAGAAGAAGAAACCUGCCCCUACCUGGUGAGAAGAAGAGGGCCCGUCAAAAAACGUGCAGCCACAAAAGCACAAUCAGAUUUCACAGCAGCAGUACUGUCACAUGGGAAGGGAGUAGCUUUCCAUAUCCAACCUUCCACAGGAACUCUGAAAGCCUUCCAGAAACUAAUUGUAGAAAUAACAGCUUACAACAACAUGUGGGGAGAAUACUGGGAUGAUCUUGUCUGUGAGGUGGGAGACUUACUACCUAAAUUAAUUCCUAUGCAAAUGACUGUGAAAGGCUGUCCGAUCUUCCUGCAGAUGACAGGACCACAAACAGAACAACCCAUAAUCAGGUUUGGCACUCAUGCCUCUGGAGGGUGUCCUGUCUUUCGGAAGGUCUGGCUCAACAAUCCCACUCCCUUUGAUAUCCGCCUGGACUUGGAAAUGUACAAUCAAGAGGAAGAUGAUAAAAAGCUGGUAGACCUGUUGAUCUUCUUUGGAGACCCUUUUCCUCCUAAGGACACAGAUGAAAAUGAGAUUGCAUCAAUUGGUAGCAAUUCAGAGUCAGAGAUCGUGUUAAAGUCAGAUGAAACUGCCAUUCCCUGCGGAAGCAUUUAUCCAGCUUUGCGAAGCACAGAUGAGUCUUCAGAUGCUGACAACAAAGAGGAGGAAGAAUCUACAAUACAGAAAAACAUCUCUGUACUUAUACGACCUCACGAAGGGGUUCGUGCAGACAACCCUUACUCCAUUACUCCAAGACAAAUAAUGGUUCCAGGAGGUGGCAGCAUCUCUGUUUGCAUCUCCUUCACCCCACGGGUCCUGCCAGAGGCUGUGGCUGAAGUGGAGUGUAAAGGAUUUGUGCUGUGUUUCAUGAGCCUAGAUGACAAGCUUGCAAAGAUGGUACCUGACAAAGUGAACCGCAAACAUGGCUAUGAUGCUCCACCGUUACGAGUUGACUUGCAAGCUUUUGUAAGGCAUGCUCUGUUAAAAAUAGAUAUGCCUCAUGAUGGAGGAAUGGUGUUUUAUUCAAUGGCAAGUGAUCUCCUACCAGAUCCACGUCUGUCAAGAGUUUUGACAGAUUCAGUAAUGACUCAGAGUUUGAAACUCAUCAAUUGCACUAAGGUUCCUCUGUACUUCAGGCUCCUUCUGUCUACGCCCUUCAGCGUGUCCAGUACAGAUCCCAAAAAAAGCACCAAAACAUCCCACAGCAAGAAGGAGGAAAAAGAACACCAACCACAACUUGUACUUUAUCCACAGCAAAACAUACUGGUGAAAGUGUCAUUCCACACAACUCCGGAGUUACUUACAUAUCAACAUUUGCCAGAUACCCAGCUGCUUCCUGGACUCCAAGUGCUCCAGUGUGAGAACGGAGAGAGAAAGCUGAAGUUUAAUCAAAAUCUGGUCAUUGAACAUAGUAACAAUACUACCCAGCUGGUCCCAGUGACUGCGUACCUCACUGUUCCAGUUCUGGAGCUCUCUUGUGACACAGUUAAUUUCAAGACCUGCUUUGUUGCACAGACCAAGACCGAACAUGUCUUCCUGUACAAUAGGAGUGGCUGUAGAAGUUACUGGACUGCUUUACUGGAUGAAUGGGAAAGGCAUAACAACCCAGACGUAUUUUCUGUCUCCCCUGCUAAUGGUGUUUUGGAGGCACGUGAAGGAGACCAACCUACCAGAGAGAUUCUGCGGAUCAGCUUUACUGCAAGGAGCGAUGUUGAAUACGAAAAUAUUGUGACCAUUACUGGAAUGCUGGGAGAGAUGCCUUGGAAACUACAGCUCAGGGGACAGGGAACAUACGACGAAAAGUAUGAAGAACUGGAUUUAUCUUAAGCAAGAAAAUGUGGAACAUGUUAAGGUAACAGGUUGGAUGCAGGCGUGCCAGCAGCUGAGCCUGCAUUUUCUUAUACUUCUGUUGUUUUAAUUUGGACUGGAAUUUCAGCAGAAUGAAAUUAUAAGUUACGAGGAAAAAAAACUCAUGGUACCUUAAAGCAAGAAGUCAUAGUCUCACUCUGUGUUAUUCCUUUGAUCGCUAUGAUAAGCUUACCAUCACCCACAAAACCGGGCUCAGCAAAAUAACCGGUUUGAAGCUGCAGAGCGGCAAUGAGUUAGACCAAACCCCUGUGCAUCACAGCAUACCUCAAAUGGCAAUUAAAGACCAUUCUUACCUUAAAAGCAGCUUUUGUUUUAUCUUGUUUAUUUGCUUGACAUUAAAACAGACAUUGACACAUCAUAAAAGCAAGGAUUAGUGAACAGGAAAGCAUUCCCUGGGCUGUUUUCUCAGUGCCUUGCAUGAACAGGGGAAGACCCGGCUUUCCCUGGAGUCCUUGGAAAACUACCAACCUGCAUGUUUCAUCAUGCUUGGGUACUGAGAACAUCCCCUUCAGCUACAGAGGGAGGAACCUUUCCUCCUUUUAAUUCCUCCCCCCACACACACACACAUGGUUCUCAUUUACUCACAACUCUCUUUAAAUGUUUUUAGUAUUACUUUAGCUAAAGGUCACUGAAAUUCCCACUUCUGAGUCUGUUAAGUUUCCCACUCCCAUCGUAUAAUAAAAGGUUUUUGUUAACAGCAGUGCAUGUGGGGAGGACUAGAAUCCAUGCUGGAGGAAAACAGAAGGCACAGGAUAGCUGCCUCCUGCCUCGUUUAAAACAUUUGUACCAUACUAGCACUGCAAUCUCAUUUUACAGACAGGAACUUCAGUGUGGAGAAAGGAUCCUUGGAGAUGCCAAAGCCUCUCUGGCCCCUGUAAAUAAUUCCAUGGUUUUGCUCCAUAAUACAUGACAGGGGAUCGCUGGGGAGUGAGACUAGAGAACAGGAAAGGGAGAAUAUUGAAGAGCUCUAGCUAAUCGUGACCUUCGACUAACAAUCAUCGUAAAGAGAAAACAAAUAUAUUGCAUUUAUAUACCAUUUGCCCAAUUGUAUUUAGUGCAAAACUUAAGAGCCAGGACGAAGAACUUGAGUCUGUAUUACAGAUUUACACUUCUCUACCAUGUCAAAAACAAUAAGUACAUUUCUUUUCCAUUCUUUUACCUCCGAGUUUCAGUGAUACUUCUGCUCAGAAGCAGAAGAAAAGAUAAGGGAGAGCUUUACAAGAUGAACUGCAGAUUUGUACUGAGAUGUCACUGAUGUUGAUGUAGUGUUUGCAGUAGGAAUAACACUGAAAUCUGGUUUAUGUUAGGUAAGUAAAUAUUAUUAUGCUUGAGUUUUUCUUCUAAGUUAGAGUCACACAAGCUGAUAAUUAGAAAUGUGUUGUAAAAGGUGGAAUGGUCAC